AGCCAUCAUGGAGCUCAGCACAGUCCUGUCUUUUGUUCUGGUCCUGUUGGGCUACCUAUGGUGGAAGGUGACUCGCCCAAAGUCCUUCCCUCCAGGUCCCCUGGCUCUGCCCUUCGUAGGGAACCUAUUACAGAUAGACUUCAACAAUUUCCUCAAGGAUAUAAAGGAGUUCUCCAAGGUGUAUGGCCCAGUGUACAGUGUAUAUCUAGGCUCCACACCGGCUGUGGUGGUUCGAGGACUCAAAGCUCUCAAAGAGGUUCUUAUGAUCAGAGGCACAGAAUUUGCAGACCGACCUCAGAACAGAAUGUUAAAUGCCAUAUCUCAUGGGAAAGGUUUGGUGGUGGCUCCUUAUGGACAGGCGUGGAAGGAACACAGACGCUUCACUCUGUCUACACUGAGGAAUUUUGGUCUGGGCAAAAAGUCCAUGGAGGAGAGGAUUGCUGAGGAGAGUAUCUAUAUAAUACAGAACUUUGAAAAGAACAUAGAUACUAUGCUUGAUCCACAUUUCAUUAUUGAUAAUGCUGUAUCCAACAUUAUUUGUUCCAUUGUGUUUGGAAGACGCUAUGACUAUGAUGACUCCACCUUCAGAGAGGUGCUUAACCUCAUCCAUGAAAAUAUAAAGAGUUCCACUAGUAUUUGGGCACAGCUAUAUAAUGCGUUUGGAUUCGUCCAUUAUCUCCCUCUGCCGCACUGGAAGGUUUUACAAAAUGCAGAGACUGUUUUUGCAUUUCUUGAGAAGAUUUUAGAGGAGCACAAGAGAACAAGAACACCUGGAGAACACAGAGACUACAUUGACUGUUAUCUGGAAGAGCUAGACAAGGAAGGACAUGAGAAUAAAAGCAAGAAAACAUUUGAUAAUCACAACCUGUUCAUUUGCGUGGCAGAUCUGUUUCUGGCUGGUACUGAGACAACAUCUGCCAGUCUAGAGUGGUGCCUUCUCUAUAUGAUGGUGUUUCCCGAUGUACAAGAGAAAUGUCGAAGUGAAAUUGACAGAGUUCGUGGAGACAGAGACCGACUUGAUUAUGAGGACCGCGUGAGCAUGCCAUACACACAGGCUGUCCUACAAGAGGUACAGCGAUUUGCCUGCAUUGCACCUCUAGGUGGAGCUCACGCAGCCCUAAAGGACGAACCACUAAAUGGAUUUAUAAUCCCAAAGGGAACAACCAUAAUCACAGAUCUGUCAUCUCUUAACUACGAUGAAACUUACUGGAAAUAUCCACAUGAGUUUAAUCCAGAGAACUUCCUGAACGAUGAUGGAGAAUUGAUAAAAGUAGAAUCGUUCUUGCCAUUCUCUGCAGGGCCGCGGGUCUGUCUUGGAGAAAAUCUUGCUCGUAUGGAAAUAUUCCUCUUUUUUACCACUCUCCUUACCUACUUUGAGUUCCAGUGGCCAGACCCAGCAUUACCCCCAGACCUCACACCAGUAUUUGGGAUCACUCAAGCCCCAAAACAUUUCAAGAUGCGUUUGGUUUCACGGAAAUAA
Molecule: messenger RNA, 1480 nt
Organism: Pelobates fuscus (common spadefoot toad)
Lineage: Eukaryota; Metazoa; Chordata; Amphibia; Anura; Pelobatidae
Product: cytochrome P450 2J6-like
Exons: 9
Coding region: 8-1480 (490 amino acids)
Biological process (GO): xenobiotic metabolic process
Cellular component (GO): intracellular membrane-bounded organelle; cytoplasm
Molecular function (GO): iron ion binding; heme binding; oxidoreductase activity, acting on paired donors, with incorporation or reduction of molecular oxygen, reduced flavin or flavoprotein as one donor, and incorporation of one atom of oxygen
Source: RefSeq, a predicted model, not a curated record